Messenger RNA from Quercus lobata, 676 nucleotides. RefSeq names its product cotton fiber protein. The coding region runs from base 161 to 631 and encodes 156 amino acids. The record is from RefSeq and is a predicted model, not a curated record. The transcript has a single exon. NCBI's taxonomy places the organism in Eukaryota, Viridiplantae, Streptophyta, Magnoliopsida, Fagales, Fagaceae.
ACCAGAUAUCAUUCAACUUUUUGUUACCUUAAAAAGCUUCUCUAACCAUGACUCUAAAUCUUGAGGCAUUACCAAACCCAUCCAACCUUUCUGCCACAAUAAAAAAGAGUGCUAUCACUGAACCCCAUACCUUUCAUACUUCACCUAGCUUCCACAAAAAAUGCCCAGAAAAAGAUUACCCAUGCUCCAAAAGGUCUCAAACCUUCUCAAAAUUUCCAUUUUUAUUGCCAAAAUGAGAAAACCCAUUAUUCCAAAACUCAUUUCUCUUAAGAAAGCAAGAAGGCUUAAGAGGUUCAAGCAUUACAACUAUGGGUUCCUUCAAGAUUACCAGUUCUCUGCUUCAAGCACUCCCCUCAUUCAUUACCACCGCAGAAACCAUUUCAAGAGCAGUAGGCUUCGAGAUAUCUAUUCGAUGUUCUUUCUGUGUAGAUGUUUGGGUAGCUUCAGAGAUGCAGAUUGCACAUUAGAAGCUCUGCCUGCUUUCCCUGCAUUACAGGAUACCAUUGCAGCAAGGCAGUUUUUGGAGCCAUCAGAUCCGGGUGAUGAAGAAGAUUCAGUUGAUCAGAGGGCUGAGAGGUUUAUUCAGAGGUUCUAUGAAGAGAUCAGAAUGCAAAGGCAGGAAUCAAUUUAGCAAGUCAAUGAAGUGGAUAUGGAUUUGCUCAAAAAAAAAAAAAAA